Messenger RNA from Alternaria rosae, 2155 nucleotides. Its product is annotated as fatty acid desaturase-domain-containing protein. Gene Ontology annotation, cellular component: membrane. Gene Ontology annotation, biological process: lipid metabolic process. Lineage: Eukaryota; Fungi; Ascomycota; Dothideomycetes; Pleosporales; Pleosporaceae. The coding region runs from base 348 to 2057 and encodes 569 amino acids. The record is from RefSeq and is a predicted model, not a curated record. The transcript has 4 exons. Gene Ontology annotation, molecular function: oxidoreductase activity, acting on paired donors, with oxidation of a pair of donors resulting in the reduction of molecular oxygen to two molecules of water.
GGGUGAAUUUGCGAGCUACAGGGGCUUGGGCGGGCCCACUGUGCGGUACCGUUGGGAGUGCCUCCUUUGUUGCUGUUCCACUCGUUGGCACCUCCGACUCCCGCGUGCGUAUGCGUGCCACCAAAGUGACGUACCAAACGGCUCCGCCCCCUUCGCAAGCAAACGCUCCAAGAUUUCGCCUGGCCCGCGAACCGUGCGCACGGCGUAGGCGGGAAAUCUCCCCCAAAAGUACCCAGGUUCGCCAGAGCACACUCGCUGGCCCGCUCCUGCAUUCGUAUAUAUCCUGCUGUCCCGCUGAUUAACCAAACACGCCCACCCUCCCCCUCUCACACCCAGCGCCAGUAAACAUGUCGCGACACCGAAUCAUCGCGCCCGCCGAGAUCGAGCAAAGGAUUGCCCAGGGCGAGCCAAUCGUAAUCCAUGAGGGCCAUGUCCUGCAUCUCGGAGAAUGGAUCGAUAGGCAUCCGGGCGGUCGUCUCGCCAUCCUGCACAUGGUGGGAAGAGACGCGACAGACGAGAUCAAUAUCUACCACACCAAUAAGGCACUGCUUAUGAUGACAAAGCAUCGCAUCGGUCGUGUCCAGUUGCCAUGGGCCAACAUGGACCCUCCAAUCCGCUCGCCGGACUACUACAUAAAUCUUGCGGAGAGAAAACGAUUGGCCGCGGCGCCAGAGACCGAAAAGUCACGUCGCGGGAGGAGCGUCGACCUGGGAUCCGCUGCCGCCAUCAUCAGCAAGAAGUUGAUCGGAAAGCCGGAUACUUGUGUCUACCGCUCAGGCAGCAGACCUGCAAGCGACCCUGAAAAGCUACCUCUAAUCCAAAGCGAAGAUGAGAUUGAGACGCCAGUCUUGUCUGCUGCCGAGGAGAAGAAGAGGCACAGGGAACAGUAUGCCAUCGAGCAAGAAGAGAGGGAGAUAGAAGAAGGUCUCCGCGACAACCCCUCGCUCGACGUGGAGACACAAAAGGCCAUUGUCCAAAACUACCGCGACCUACACCAACAGUUCAAAGACGAGGGCCUGUACCAAUGCCGCUACUCAGAAUAUGCCAAAGAGUCGAUCCGAUACGGUGUGCUCUUCGCCGCAUUCGGUGGCUUCCUCUACGCUAAGUGGUACAUGACUUCCGCAGUCUUCCUUGGUCUUUUCUGGCAACAAAUCAUGUUCACAGCACAUGAUGCCGGUCAUCGCGGAAUCACAGGCAACUUCGUUGCCGACACACUCAUCGGCGCAUUCAUCGCAGACUUUUGCUGCGGCCUCAGCAUCGGUUGGUGGAAGUCCAGCCACAACGUCCACCACCUCGUUACCAACAUGCCGGAGCACGAUCCGGAUAUCCAGAACAUCCCUCUGUUCUCCACCACUCCUACUUACAUCAAGUCCGUUCUAUCAUCCUUCUACAACUUCCAGUUUGUAUGGGAUGCUGCAUGCGAUGUUAUCGUCCCCUACCAGAAGUACCUGUACUACCCGAUCAUGGCCUUCGCUAGGUUCAACCUAUACUUCUUAGGCUGGUUGCAUUUGGUCUCACCCCGAGCAGAGAAACUGGGUGCAGCAUCCUGGACACGCCCCGUCGAAAUUCUCUUCAUGUGCUGCUACUGGUAUCUCUUCGGCUACCUUCUCUGCUGGGUCUAUCUUCCUACAUGGCCUAUCCGUGUCGGAUUCGUCAUCGUCUCGCACAUGGUCACCAUGGUUUUGCAUGUACAAAUCACCCUUUCUCACUGGGGCAUGCCCACAUCUGACCUUGGACCCAACGAGUCCUUCCCUCAACGCCAACUACGCACAACCAUGGACGUCGAUUGCCCGGCUUGGCUAGACUGGUUCCACGGUGGUCUGCAGUUCCAAGCUGUUCAUCACUUGUUCCCCCGUGUGCCCCGCCACAACCUCCGCCGCGGCCAAGAGCUGGUCCGCGAGUUCUCGUCCAAGACCGGCGUCAAGUACAACUGCUACGGCUUUGUCGAGGGCAACAAGGUUGUCAUCAGCCGCCUAGAGCAAAUCUCGCAGAUGGUUAAGAUCAUGGUCGAAUGCCAGAACCACAUGGCUGAGACUGGCGAGAGUGGAUUGCACUAGUACGCGCAGGCGCGGAAGCAGUAGAUCUUUGCUGGCGUGUUCACUUCAUGAUGAUGUUAGAUUUGUAGACCUUUAUCUCCUUUGUUUUGUGCAUAAUU